AGUGUUUUCUCUGUGUUAAAUAAUGUGUUAAAUUUAACCACAUGGUUAACUGUUGUUCAAAAUUGUGUUUGUGUUAACAAGGUGUUAAAUCUGUGUUAAAUUUAAUCCACCUACGGUAGGUAGAUUAAGAAGUUAACACCGUGAUUAAAUAUGGCCGCCAACUUUCUAAAUCACCCGCCUGGACCCAGAAAACAGCGUGUUUUCCGACUUCACACGAAUUUAGAAGGUUGGACUGAUGCUGAAUUGAGAAGAAGGUACCGGUUUGGUCAGCAUGGCAUAAAUUUUAUUGGUGAUGUCAUCAAAAAUGACUUGGAAAGAGCCACCAAUAGGAACUGUGCGCUUAGCGUCCAGCAUCAAGUAAUGAUUACCUUGCGCUACCUUGCAAGUGGCAGCUUUUUGCAGGUUGUCGGGGACACUCUAGGGUUUGACAAAAGCACAGUAUCCCGCACCAUUAAGAGAGUCACCGAAGCACUGGUUAUGAAAGCUGACACAUUUAUUCGAUGGCCUGACGCAACAACAAAAUCUAGCAUCAAAACUGGGUUUUACCGGCUAGCAGGUUUCCCCAAUGUAGUCGGAUGCAUCGAUGGGACUCAUGUACGGAUCCAGGCCCCAUCACAUGACGAAAAUUCCUUCCUAAAUAGGAAAGGAUACCACAGUAUCAACGUCCAAGCUGUAUGUGACCACGAUGGAAAAGUUACAAACAUCAAUGCAUCCUGGCCUGGGUCUGUACAUGAUUCCCACAUCUUCAGAACAUCACAGAUCAGAACAUAUUUGGAGGAGGAAGAAAAUGGACUAUUUGAAAAUGGAGUUCUGCUAGGAGAUAGUGGAUAUGCUUGCCGACCAUUUCUUUUAACUCCUUAUGCCAAUCCCCAGACUGAACCUGAGGAGAAGUACAAUCAAGCCCAUGCAAGAACAAGAAGUGAAAUUGAGCGCACCUUUGGACGGCUCAAACGAAGGUUUCAUGUUCUUCACUCAGAGAUACGAAUGAAGCCUGACAGGGCAUGCAGAAUCAUCAUAGCAUGUGUUGUCCUCCACAACAUCGCCAUUAACCUUGGAGAGCCUGAGGAUGAUGAUGAAGUUGAGGAAGACCAGCCCCAGGUACCUGCAUUUCAAGGCCAACAAGAUGGAAGAGGGGUGCGGGACUAUGUAACACAGCAUUACUUUAGCUAAUAACUGAUAUUUGAAUAUGUAUAAGGAAUUGUACCCAUAAUAAGACUUAAUAUCAUAUCAUAACUAUUAAUAAUUACCUCUUAGAAAUGAAAUAUGCUAAAAGUGUUAAAUUGAAACAUCAUUAGUAGAAAAGGAAUGAUUUCACCAGCUACAAAUUAAAAAAAAAUA
Molecule: messenger RNA, 1338 nt
Organism: Saccostrea cuccullata (small rock oyster)
Lineage: Eukaryota; Metazoa; Mollusca; Bivalvia; Ostreida; Ostreidae
Product: putative nuclease HARBI1
Exons: 5
Coding region: 151-1170 (339 amino acids)
Source: RefSeq, a predicted model, not a curated record